AUGCUUUUUUUUCUUUUCUUCCCCCCUACACUUUUCCUUUUUUCUCUCUCUCUCUCUUUCUUUAUGUUAACGUUUCUUUCAUUUACUCUAUCUGAUUUUCUCUUUUUAUGUCUCUAUCCAGUGCUUAUUAUUUUCUUUCUCUCUUCAAGUAUUUGUUUUUCUUUCAUUUACCACAGUGUUGUACUCAUUUUCCUAUCUCUGUCCAACCACAUUUCUGUACUUCAUAUCUCUGUACACGUUUUUAUUAUCUUGGCACAAAGCAUAUUGCUGUACUCGUUUUCCUAUCUCUGCGCAGAACACAUUUUUGUACUCUUUUUUUUUUCUUACCUGUUUCCUGUCACUUUCUUUACUCUCUCCUUUUACAUUCUCUGUCCUCCUCUUUCUUCACCUCUUCCAAAUCACUUUCCAUUCUCUCUCCUUUAUACUCUCCGACAACCCGACUCUGAUACUCCCCACUCUGUAUGUCUACCUCCUCUCUUUUUAUUCUUCUCAUUCUGCAUACCCCCUACCCCACCGAUUCAGUUUAUCACUUUCUUCUUAAUGCACUCCCAUUUCUUUAAUUUCUUCUUUUUUUUUAUUUUGAUCACAGACACUUGGCUCUGUUAUCUUCAUUCUCCCAUUCUGAAAAUUCUUCCACUCUUUUUCGACAAAGAAAAACAUACAACUCCACAAAAGAAACAAAAAUCAAAACUACAAUAUCGUAAUUACCUAUGUCACAUAUUUCUCUUCAAUUUAACCCCCACCUACAUUUCCCCACUUUCCUUACUUUCUCUCUCCUUCACUCUUCCUCUACCACACUCCUCUCCACCUCUCAAAAGCACAUGA
Acanthosepion pharaonis is the source of this 825-nucleotide messenger RNA. NCBI's taxonomy places the organism in Eukaryota, Metazoa, Mollusca, Cephalopoda, Sepiida, Sepiidae. The record is from the annotation of a GenBank genome assembly.